Messenger RNA from Calliphora vicina (urban bluebottle blowfly), 1149 nucleotides. RefSeq names its product G patch domain and ankyrin repeat-containing protein 1 homolog. The transcript has a single exon. NCBI's taxonomy places the organism in Eukaryota, Metazoa, Arthropoda, Insecta, Diptera, Calliphoridae. The record is from RefSeq and is a predicted model, not a curated record. Gene Ontology annotation, molecular function: nucleic acid binding; protein binding. The coding region runs from base 1 to 1062 and encodes 353 amino acids.
AUGGACAGUACAGGCGAGCAAUUGCAUCCGAAUUGGCUGGCUUUAGCUACAGUACAUAUUCCACUUAAGCGAUUCAUCAAAGAGGGAACACAUGAUGUGCAAAAAGGAACUUCCAAUAUUACACAAGAAAAAUACACAAUUGCCGGAGUCAAGGGUGAUGAAAUUAAAGAAUUUUAUGAGGAACUGGUUAGAAAAGAGGACACGGAAAUAACUCAAGAUAUUAUGAAACAAGCACAAAAUAAGUUAAGUAAUAAAAUUGAGGAACAUGGCAUAAAAUCGAAACAUCCCAUACCAAAGGUAUCUUUUGAGGUUAGAAGUUAUUUUCGUUUUGCUAUGGAAAAUAAACUGGACGAAUUGAAAGAAAUUGAUUUUAAAGGUGAAAAUGUAAAUGUGUGUGAUAAUUAUGGUUGGUCGGCCCUAAUGAUGGCCAGUUGUGAAGGAGCGUACGAGACCGUCGAAUAUUUAUUAUCACUGGGAGUGGACAGAAAUAUAAAAGAUAAAACGGGCAAGACUGCCAAAGACUUGGCUAACAAAAAAGGAUAUUAUAACAUAGUAGAGCUCCUAGAUACAUUUCAAAAGAAUGAUGAUAAAACAGAGGAUUACAAGCAAGAAGAAGCAGAGCCACCACAACCAUUCUUUUGUGAAAUUUGCAAACAAAACUUUAGUGAAACCUCUCAAACCCAACAUCAAACUUCUACGAUUCAUCAGUUUAAUAUGAAAUCCACAUUACCAGCCAAUAAAUUACAAAAGUUCAACAUUUCAGUGCGCAACAAGGGUCUGCAGCUAAUGGUUAAACAGGGAUGGAAUAAAGAAAGUGGUUUAGGUCCCUCUCAAGCCGGCCGUUUAUACCCAGUCAAGACUGUCAUACGAAAACAGCGCACUGGUUUGGGCAUAGAACAGCCGGCAGCCCGUGUUACACAUUUUGAGGCAUACGAUCGCAAAGCUGUACAAAGACACAAUUCAGACUACUAUAAGAAAAAGCCUAGAAAUAGUAAUGACAUUAGGAGAGAAAAGGUCAGAGAAUGGAAACGAGAUAGACGUUUAAGAAAUGAACUGAACUAAAAGCAACCAAGGGAGACUUGUAAAUGCUUUUGCUAGCCUGUACAUUAUAGCAUUCUAAAACUUUUCAAAAAUUCAUAAUCUCUCAUA